Messenger RNA from Funneliformis mosseae, 2712 nucleotides. The record is from the annotation of a GenBank genome assembly. Lineage: Eukaryota; Fungi; Glomeromycota; Glomeromycetes; Glomerales; Glomeraceae.
AUGAGCGUUAAUUAUCAGAGUGCAAAUAAUCAACUUUCCUUACUUUAUCAGCAAGCUGUACAUAUUGCGGAAAAUGCUGUCAAAGAUGAUCAAAAUGGCAAUGUUGAAGCUGCUAUAAAAUCUUAUUCAGAUGUUACAAAGAUUUUUGAAUCGAUUUUACAAUUUGAAACAAAUCAAAUUAAGAAAAACAAAAUCAUUGAAAAAUAUCAAGAGUAUAACAGACGUAUUACUGAACUAAAAAGUAUUGUUCUGCCCGAAUUGUCAAUUUUCGGUCAAUUAUUGAAGCAGGCUCAGUCUAAAUCGGAUCAAGCUUUAUUACAAGAUAAACAAAGAAAUAAUCAAAUGGCUUUAGAAUUGUAUACGGAAUCAUUGGAAUUAUUUAUGAAAGCUAUGAAAGAAACUAAGGAUGAUUCUAUUAGAGCGAAAUUGACUGAACGGAUGAAUCAAAUUUUUGAAAGAGCUGAAGAUUUGAAAGGAUUACCGACUAAUUCUCUGUCUUUAUUAUCUCUAAAAUCAGCUAAUCCAAACGCAGAAAAUUCUUCGUUGUCUUCGUCAAAUUUUGGGUUAUCUAGUAUGGAAAUUGAAGUUCUUGAAAAAAAUUCACAAAUAAAUAACAAAAUCUUUCCUCCAUGGCCUGAAGAAAUAAACGAACAAUUCGAAUACGACAAACCAUUUAUAGAUGAUGAUGGACUUUUGAACUUGUCGAUAAUUCAGAGAGCAAAUUUUGGUUCAUGGAAACGUCCAUCUCAAAUAAUGGAAGAACCCAAAAUGAUUACAAUGAUUUCAAGUGCAGCAAUCAAACAAGAUAUUGUAACAGAUUGCUCAUUCGUAGCGUCAUUAUGUGUCAGUGCAGCAUAUCAAAAACGAUUUGGUAAUAAGCAGCGGAAAAUAUAUGAUAAGGUUAAUUUGCAAUGGAAUUCCAAGAAAAUUGUUGAUGACUUACUUCCACUUUCUCGCGAUGGAACUCUUAUGUGCACAUUUUCGACAAAUAAGGACGAAUUAUGGCCAAGUAUAAUAGAGAAAGCCUAUUUGAAAUUAAUGGGAGGUUAUGAUUUCCCGGGAUCGAAUUCCGGGAUUGACCUCUAUGCGCUUACUGGAUGGAUUCCGGAACAUAUUUUUAUAGACGACAAAGAUUUUGAAAAAGAAACUACGUGGAAGCGGCUCUUGGACGGUCAAAGAUAUGGAGAUGCGCUUGUUACCAUUGCUACUGGCUAUUUGAGUGAUGCAGAAGCUGAUUCCCUUGGAUUAGUUCCUAUUCAUGCUUAUGCUGUUUUAGAUAUACGUGAGGCGAAUGGCUUCUGUUUAUUGCAAGUUAAAAAUCCAUGGAGUCAUAAAAGAUGGAUGGGUCCAUUUAGUCAUUUGGAUAACGUCAAUUGGACGCCUGAAUUAAUAAAAACGCUAGAUUAUGAUAGAGAGAAUGCAUUGAACGCUGAUGAUGGAAUAUUUUGGAUUGAUUAUGAUUCUGUAUGUCAGAAUUUUUUCUCGAUCCACAUGAAUUGGAAUCCAGAACUUUUCCCUUAUACGGCUAUUAAACACUCCACAUGGCCUGCAAAUGUUAAGUUGCAAAAAGACAUUUUGAAUUUAGGAUAUUAUCCACAGUUUUGCUUGGAAGUUACAAACGAUAGCGAGCAUCCAUCUCCGGUUCGUCUUUUGUUGACCAAACAUAUCACUGUGACAGAAGAGAAUAAGGAUUACAUCACGCUACACAUUUAUAAUGAUACAAAUGGAGAAAAGAUUUAUUAUCCUAGAACGCCUUGGAAACAGGGUGCAUAUGUAAACAGUCCACAUAUACUGGUCCGGUUUAAUGCACCAACGGGUGUUUCACGUUAUACCAUUGUUGUUGCUCAAAUCGAAAAAGCUAAAUCCUUGGAUUUUACACUUAAAUGUUACUGUAUGUCCAAAGUCAUUUUAUCAGAAGUUCCGAAGAAUUACCCGAAUAUUUCUGGUCAAUGGACAAGUCAAACAGCCGGUGGAAAUGCAAGUAAUAAAACAUAUUUAAAUAACCCAGAGUUUCGUGUUUCUAUAAUGCCACCAACGUCGUCGGAUAAGGCUCGACUAUUAUUAAUGUUGGAAGGACCUAGGGAGCAUGCGAUAGAUGUCAGAAUGGUAUGGAGCAAUGGAAAAAGGAUAGCUAGUCUUGUUCCCAAGGACAUAUUGAUGAAAUCUACCGGUUAUCGUAACGGAUUUUGCUAUUGUGAAAAGGAUGAUGUAAAACCCGGUGAUUAUACUAUUGUUGUAUCAACAUAUGAACCCGGUCUUAUUGGGGAUUUCAUAUUAACUGUAGCAUCAGAUGUCACAUUUAACGUUACUCCUAUUCCACUCGAAGGAGCCGGAAUGUUCAAGGAAGGUGUUAAUGCUGUUGGUUGCCAUCGACACAAUGAUUAUUACUUAAAUCCAAGUUACCACCUUAAGAUUUCAGAAAUGAUUAUUGUCAAAAUUAGGCUUCAAACACCAGAAAUAAGUCCUACACCGAUGAUACAUAUCAAAAUAUUUGAGAAGCUUUCAAAUAAUUCACUUGGUAAAGAAGUGGCUAAUUCUGGACAUUAUGCUAGUUUUGUUCAGGGUGUAUGCACGGAUGAUAUAGCACUUCCCUCAUCCGAUCAAGGUUAUGUCAUAGUAUUUAGUACCUGGGAAAAAAAUGUAUCUGGCAAGUUUGUUGCUUACAUUUAUAGCGAUAGAAAUGUAAUUGUUGAAGAAAUUGUUCGCGAGUGA